Ictidomys tridecemlineatus (thirteen-lined ground squirrel) is the source of this 951-nucleotide messenger RNA. RefSeq names its product sperm acrosome developmental regulator (gene Spacdr). The record is from RefSeq and is a predicted model, not a curated record. Lineage: Eukaryota; Metazoa; Chordata; Mammalia; Rodentia; Sciuridae.
CAUCCAGUGCCCAAAAGCCUGUCCCUCUCCCCGUCCCACAUGUUGGCCCUGUCCCUACUUGGGGUUCUGGAACGAUGGCUGUGAUCAUGAGGUUCAUCUUUUGGAUCAGACGAGUUUGGCAAAGAAUGACCUGUUGGGUUCUUCAGUGGAGACGCAGAGCUAAGCUAAUCAUCUUGGAACCCACUGACUCCAAGAAACAAGAAAUCAAGGGGGUGGAGGAGACUAUGGAGUUGGACACUGUCAAGUUGAUCGAACCCCCCAAAGAGGCUAAGGUCACCACUCUGGAAGAGCACCCUGAGGUGGCUGAGGCCUACGUGCUGGCGAAAACCAUGGACGAAACCGUGGACGAGACUGAGCUGGAGCUGGGCCCUGAGCCUCGCUCCCUGCUACGACUGCCCCAGACAGCUGUCCAGUCCGUCUCCACACUCAUGUUAUCCGCCCUGCAGAGUGGCUGGCAGAUGUGCAGGUGGAAGUCAUCUGUGAGUUCGACCUCAGUGACCUCCCAGCUAAGGAGACAGUCCCCCCUGGAGACCCCAGAGGCUGAGAUGCUGCGGGAAGUGUACCUGGUGCUCUGGGCCAUUCGGAAACAACUGCGGCAGCUGGCCCGCAGGCAAGAGAGACACAGACGGCAUCACAUCAGGACCCACAGUUCUUCCCAGCUUGAAUCAGUGCAGGGCCUAAAGCAGGAUGCCCGAAGUCCCCUCUAGGGAGAACCUCAGAACCUCAGAAAGCCCCCACCUUUCUCUUGGGUAAGGUUGAUAGGAGGGAUCAGGGCAGCAGGCCAGAAGUUAUGGAUGAGGAGGUGUUUCCAUACUGUCACCUCUCAUCUCAAGGGGAGCCCAAGGCCAGGCCUGGGGCCCCACAUAUUCCCCUUUAUUGUGUUUAUUCAAUUUGUAAAAAAAAAAAAUAAUAACAAAAUAUUGAGAAAUAAAUAUCAAAUGUUUCUGAGUA